AUGCUUAUUUUCACUUAUCCAACUGCUUUAGAUUUUGAUCAACUUAAUUAUCCUCAUCUGCGUGGCGGCUACUCCGAACUGGAUACUCACAUCCGCUGCCGGCUGGGUCAAUUUUGUGGCUGCCAUUACCCUCAUUUUCUCCUGCCUGUUCUUUAUUUUUUACUUGUUCGGCCUCAUUCAGCGCCUUCCCGGUCCUUGGGUGUUGAUUGUAAGCGCUAUGCACAAUUUGCACUCAUUUAUACCAUACUUUAUCUCAUGCUUCAAUUCCAGCCAUGCCUGAUUCGAAUCAACUUCUACCAACUCUCAUGA
Messenger RNA from Protopolystoma xenopodis, 309 nucleotides. The record is from the annotation of a GenBank genome assembly. Lineage: Eukaryota; Metazoa; Platyhelminthes; Monogenea; Polystomatidea; Polystomatidae.